Molecule: messenger RNA, 693 nt
Organism: Prorocentrum cordatum
Lineage: Eukaryota; Dinophyceae; Prorocentrales; Prorocentraceae
Source: the annotation of a GenBank genome assembly
AUGCCGGGUGAGAAGAGGCAGGCUGGAGCAGUGCUGUGCCUCACCAACGCUCCUCGAGAAGUUGUGGACGGACGGUUUGACAGGCAGGUGCCCUUGGCGUGGACAAGUUCCCGAGUCAAGCGAGUUGUGAGAUCCACGUUAGUUGCGGAGGCAUACAGCAUCAGCGAGGCUAUGGAGCAUGGCCAGUUUCUACGACAGUUUCUUCAGGAGUUAUAUAAGCCAGCCAACGCCAAGCUCAAGGAUGUUGAGAGGCUGCGCGCAUCAAGGCCGAUUCUGGCUGUGACGGACAGCGACAAUCUGAAGGGCACUCUGAAUAAGGAUAGUGGUUCAGUUGCGGACAUAAGAUUACGCAUUGUCGUUUCCAUGCUUCGUGAGAGUGUUGAGGCACAAGAGAAUACUGCACUGAUUUGGACGAGGACUGAAGCAAUGGUAGCUGACGGCCUGACUAAGAGUUUGGUGGACAUUGCGAUUUUGAUUGCCUUCUUUGUUUCCAAGAAGUUCGAGAUCUCACCUCCGCAGAGGAAGCGACGGGCCGCGAAGCCAACAACAGCUGACUUCAUUGACAAGACGAUCGACCACGAGGGGAUCGGGCACCACGCUGAGGAGAUCAACCGCGAGUGGAUCGGGCACCACGUCCGGCGGAUUAACCGCGAGUGGAUCGGGCACCACGUUCGGCGGAUCAACCGCGAGUAG